UCAGAGCAUAUGUGGCAGCAGGAGACGUGAUGGACAGUUCAUGAGCGUUCCAAAUUUCUGCCUUUCUUUCUGUGUACAUUUAUUUCUUAAGUGUGUGCACUGAAGGACUGGUGAAUACUAUGACUCAGGAUUUGUCUGAAAAAUUUCUAAUUUAAUAUCAAACCGAAAGUUGUCGAAUUGUUUGCUUGCCUGAGAAAAUAGAAAAAUUCAGUUACGUGAAGAUAAUGGGAAUGCAUUCGACAGUGAGUCCUUGUGAUGUACCUUAUUUUGAAAAGAACGAGCGUUCAGAAUAAGAGGGUGUAUUGACGUGCAAAAACGAGCAGGAAAUAUUCUGCCCUGACGCAAUAUUUAUUUCGUUUGCGUGGUGCCAGUUGCAAUAGAGCUUUCAUGGGUCCCCCUUUCUCGGUUGUGAGUGACUUCUGGUAAAACGAAACUACUUAAGGCCGUGGGUUGGAGGAGGUCUCUCGCUUUCCUCGUCAGCCCCGAGUAACAUUCCUCCGAGAGAGAGACGGAUUUCUUGUCAGUUUCUGUUUUUGCACGGCAAGCUGACGUCUGCUUCAAGGGUCCCGCGUUGAACCGACGCGAAGAUGAGCGACUGUGGCCUUUGCCUCAGAUCAGGACAAAGCCGAGAAACUGGAAGAUUAUUCACCGAUGGCCGAAUCGCUGCACAUCAGAACUGCAUGCUUUUUUCUUCAAACCUUGUCAACCACAAUUCAAAUUUUGAAGAUUUCGGUGGAUUUCUUGUUGAAGAUAUCGAAAAAGAAAUUAAAAGAGGAAGCAAGUUGAAGUGCUUUUUAUGCAGGAAGAAAGGCGCAACUGUCGGUUGUGAAGUGAGAAUGUGUAGAAGAUCUUAUCACUAUCCAUGUGCUGUACGUGAUGAGGCAGCAGUUAUUGAAGACAAUGAUAGGGGUAUUUACAGAAUUUAUUGUAAAGCGCAUAAAAAAGAUACGGAAAAUCCAGCAUCCAAUGGAAGCUUCCACAGUAAUGAUGCUGGCAGUGGUACAGAUGAUGACAUUGCUACUGUUGAGGAGAAUAAUCGUCAUCUAGCCUUUAAUAGCAAGAAACCGCAAUCAGGAUUAUCAAAAAGCCUUAAUCAGAGAAAACCUGCUGUGAGAAAGAGGCUGAUCAGUUCUGACACAGAUGAAAGUGAUGACUUGCCAAUAUUUACUGGCUGCUGUGUAAAAGUUUCCAAUAAAUCUCCAAAUGAUUCAAAACAGAGGAAGCUUGAAAGUGGUGAUCAAAUGCAGGACAAGGAGAGAUGCUUUCAGUCCAAUUCUCUUGCAGAAAAUGAGACUCACCCUUCAAAUGAGAGCUCACCCUCCUUGCUCUGCGCAUUCAGUCCUCAGAGUACUCAAGGUGGAACUCAGUUGAAAGAGACCAAUAAGACCAGGCAUGCAGACCCUGAUUCUCCACUCAUUUCAGAUGAACGUGAGCCAAACGAUGCAAGCUGCAGUGAUGCAAGCACAAAUUUAGACCAACAAGAAGUCCAAGAGGAAAUUGGAGACAUACAGCAAGAAGUCGGAAUGCAGAUAAUAGAAGAGACCCCAAGUACAAGCAGAAAACUAUGUUUUACAGGACAAGCAAACACAUUCUGGAGGAAAUGCAAAGAAGCUCAGUGUGUGGAGAUGAUCUUCCAGAAAAUUCAGAAUGAUCUGAAUGUCAUUCAGCAAAAUAUAAUUAAUGGAGAUGCCACAGAUAAAGAGUAUGAGAUUGUGUGGAGUAUACUUAGGACUCUGGAUUCACUUCAUGUACUGUCAGAAUUCCAAUCUGAAAUACAUGAAAAACUGCAACGCCUUGAAGAAGAAAAAUCAACUUUAAAAAUAAAAGAGUGUCUCGUUGAAGAGUUGAGAAAGAUAGCUGGAUCACUCACUCAUAAAUCUCACAGAGAAAACUGAUUGCUGUCGUGCAACUCUCUCCCAUUCUGAAGCUGUACUCAUUGGAAGUUGUGAGCUUUUGCACAUUAGCAGUAGGCAGUAUAUCAUCAAGUGGAGAACGCAGAUACUCUAGGCCACCCGGGUUCCAAGUAUCAUGAGGGAUUCAAGCCUGUGUGGGAUAGAUGGGAGGCAAUCAAGGUAUCAUUGUGCUUAUUUUCCUGGGAACUUUGCUGAUUGGUCAAGAAACACGCCUGAAAUCGGGGCUUUUUAAACCUAGUUUUAACAUUGGAUACUGAGCGUGGCUGCAUCAAUUCUUGAGAGGCCAAAGCAUGCCUCUGGGCACCAGAGGAAUUAUGGGGACAUAUUGGAUCUUCAUACCAGCUUGGCAUUUGGACUGGCUGCCAGAUAUUAUGCUCAUUCAGAGUUAGUGGGACAUAUUGAUGGAGACCAACAUCUUCACCAGUCAGCUGUCAAAAUAAUUCCAAUCUCCUAUAAAAUAGCAGAUUGCAAAAUCUAAGUUGUUAGUCCAACUCAUGGUAAGUACUGCAGGAGCUACUGAAAUUAAUAAUACUGUGCUUCAAGCACAACUGCUGGCCUGACUCUAUAACCACAUUGCAAAAUUCUCAUUCUAAAUGGUUACACCCACAAUUUCAGUGUUAAAAUUUGAUAUCAAAAGUCGAAGUUCUGCAAGUCAAAAUAAGCCAAAAGAUUUAUGUUUGUUUAUAGAUAGAUGGCACUGACUAUUUGAGUAAUAAUGUAUGUGCUAGAAAAUGUUACCAAAACUAUGAUGUGCAAUUUAAAUGUAAAUAGUUAACCAGGAGACACUCCUUAUCAGUCAUUUGGAUGAGAAACUAUUUUCGAUGUUACAACUGAAUUUGUUAAAAGCUGUAAAGCAAACAAACAUGGGUAGAUGUUUGCUCCAACUCUCACUUACCUACAUUGAUGAGACCACACCUAGAAUGUUGUGUAUGGUUUUGGUCUCCUUUUGAAAGAAGGGAUGGAUGUAUUUGCAUUAAGGUAUUUCAGAGAAGUUUCUCAAAGUUGAUUGCUGCAUGAAGAGAUACUCUAAUAAGGAAACGUUGAGCGGCUUGGACUUUUGAUACGAGUAAGGUGAUCCUAUUGAGAUGUUGAGAAUUUGACAAGGAUACAUGCUGAAUCACACGUUAUGUAGAGGAAUGUACAACUAUAGAACAUAAUUUCAGUGUAAGUGAUCAUCCAUUUAAGAAGGCGAUGAAAAGGGUUGUGAAUCUUUAGAAUUAUAUAUAUCAGAAGGGCGAGAUAGAGGAAA
This is a messenger RNA of Chiloscyllium plagiosum (whitespotted bambooshark), 3162 nucleotides long. RefSeq names its product PHD finger protein 11 (gene phf11). Gene Ontology annotation, cellular component: nucleus. Lineage: Eukaryota; Metazoa; Chordata; Chondrichthyes; Orectolobiformes; Hemiscylliidae. The record is from RefSeq and is a predicted model, not a curated record.